Hypoxylon trugodes is the source of this 2635-nucleotide messenger RNA. RefSeq names its product alkaline phosphatase-like protein. The record is from RefSeq and is a predicted model, not a curated record. Gene Ontology annotation, biological process: dephosphorylation. The transcript is spliced from 5 exons. NCBI's taxonomy places the organism in Eukaryota, Fungi, Ascomycota, Sordariomycetes, Xylariales, Hypoxylaceae. Gene Ontology annotation, molecular function: alkaline phosphatase activity. The coding region runs from base 361 to 2379 and encodes 672 amino acids.
UUCGAUGAUUCCUGUGUAACCGACGCUUGACGGCAGCGCCGCCGCUAUCCUUUACUAUCGGAUAUUUCUACUAUAUUUCUCUCCAAUUAUUACCUGAUUUGUUCUGUCGCCAAGAUCUGACCGGUCGAUUUUUUACGCUCUCAGGAACGGCCAAGGCCUUAGCUACCUUCCCAUGCAGGACGGAUGGCAUCAUGGACCAGUCAACCGCGUGGCUUGCGAUACGAAUACAUGCAAUGCGUGCUCGUGGGAGGCUCGGCGCAACAUACGCUAUAAAAUGUCAGAGUUCCCCAAGGUCUUAGCAUACGGUAUUUGUGCUUUGACUAGCUACGAUAUUCAGCUUGUGCGACACGAAGAGUCAAUAUGGGUAAACUCAGCUCCCUCGCAGUAGCGGCAGCGGCUCUAUCCGUAGCCUCUGCCCAGACCUUUCAACGCCUAGGUGCUUGCCCCGACCUAGGUUGUGUGCUACCUCCUGACCAAUCCGACUUCCUACCUGGUCAAUACUUUGACCUGCGUCUCGAAGUACAUGCCCCGGUCAAUGGCUCAGAAGCGUUCAAUGACGGCAAGCCGGAUGAGAACUUCUCCGUCACUAUUACCAAGGAAGGAGGCGAAGCUAAGGGCAUCGCUGAGUUCUUCGGCAUCGAGGAAGCUGAGCUUGAGAAAUGGGAUUUUAAGUGGUAUGAAGACCUCUUCGCUCAAGAUGCACACGCGCCAUCUGUCGUCAAUGUCGCGUCCAAGAUCUACCGCAAGAUCGCCAUCUAUGAGCCUGGAAACUAUGUUGUUACGUUGAGCUAUUAUGGUAACCAGACAACGGCGGCGAACUGGGUUGUUCGGCCUUUGGCUACGCAGAAGAAGGCUAAGAAUGUGAUUCUCUUUAUUGGUGAUGGUAUGACCACGAACAUGAUUACCGCCGCUCGUCUUCUCGGCCACAAGAGCAUCAACGGGAAAUAUCAAUCUCUGCUGCAGAUGGAUCAAUUCCCCGUUGUCGGACAUCAAAUGACCCAUUCAAUUGAUAGCUUCAUCACCGACAGUGCCAAUUCGGCUUCCGCCCUCUACACCGGCCACAAGAGUACCGUCAACGCUAUGGGCGUGUACGUGGAUUCAUCUGCGGAUUACUUUGAUGAUCCUAAAGUCGAGACUAUCGUGGAGUUAUUGAAGCGCACUUGGGAUUCAGCUUGGGGCGCAGUCUCAACUGCAUUCAUCGCAGAUGCGACGCCAAUCGCGCUCACCAGCCACAGUCGAUCUCGAUACGCCUACGGCGCUCUUGUUGACCAGGGCUUGAACUCACUUACCAAUUACUCCUGGACUAACCACGGCGGCCCUGAUGUUUGGUUCGGCGGUGGUGCCGAGCAAUUCUACCCCGGGUCGGGAAGCUACGAAGGCAAGGACUACUACGAAGCAUUCUCAGACGCUGGCUAUGAAAUUAGCUUAAACAAAACCUCUCUGCUGAAUCUUGGGAAUAGCAGCAGAGCCCUUGGAAUCUUCUGCCAGUCCAAUUUGCCCGUCUGGCUAGAUCGCAACGUUUUCACAGACAACAUUCAGACUUUCAAGAAUGACCCUCUUGGCUCGAAGAGUCCCGCUACCGACCUACCUGGCCUGAAGGAGAUGACUUUGAAGGCUAUUGAUAUACUACACACCCGGGGCGGAGACAAGGGUUUCUUCCUCAUGUCCGAGGGCGCAUCCAUCGACAAGCAAAUGCACGCGCUUGACUAUGACCGCGCGCUCGGCGACCUUCUCGAACUCGACGAUACCGUGCGCGCGACCGUUGCACAUCUUAAAGAAAUCGGCGAAUUGGAAAACACCCUAAUCCUAGUCACCGCUGACCACGGACACGGCUUCGAUGUCUACGGCGGCGUCGAUACUAAGUACCUCUCCGAGCAAGAAACCGACCGCGAGAAACGCAAAGCCGUCGGUACAUACGAGAAAUCCGGGCUAUCGCAGUACACGGUUCCAGUCGAGGGAGUGUCCUACGGCACAGGCCCGAAUUUCCCCAUGAACUGGGAUCCGCGGUACACAUUCGCGCAAGGUCUUGGCGCGAACCCGGACCAUCGCGAGGAUUACCGUGUUCAUAAAUCGCCCCGCAAGGUUGUGAGCAGCACGCCUGGAUUCGACGAAGAGGAUUUAUUCGUUGAUGCAGCGGAUAGUCCCGAUGGUUUCGUGGUUAAUGGCACACUAUCGGUUACUGAGAGCGCCGGUGUGCAUUCGCUUACUGAUGUUGCGGUUUUUGCUAUGGGGCCGUGUCAAGAAACGUUUGGGGGUGUGUAUGGAAAUAUUGAUGUUUUUUAUAAGAUGGCGAGUUGUCUGGGGUUGGCUAGGCCGGAUAAUAAGGUGCCUGGUAAGCCGGGGAAUGGGACGGAGGGGGGCUGUGGGAACAAGCAUUAAGAGCGGUUUGAUCGUGAAGCCGGGAGUUGAGGAUUGGAAAGAUGAUGUGACGAGCGAAAAUGGCUAGAGUAGGGUAAGGUGCAUCGAUUCAGCGGCGGAUUAUAGCGUCGUGUAUAUAGUUUAAUGUUAAUGUAUUGAGAUACUUUAUGGAUGUUGUCUAUUGACUUUCGGCUUAUAGGUCCGCUUCGCUUCGGGUAUCACCAACAACAGCGGCAACAAAUGACCAGAACCGAGAGAGUGAAGCAAGCCCUUCCAC